AUGGCCGAUUCUGGAGAUGAAACGGAGUGGGAACUUGCUGCCGAGAAGUUUGUAGCGACUGUUGCACCGAAAGAAACUACUCCGUCUCGGGGGAGGCCCUCGAGUCGGGCGACGCGCUCGCCGUUGCGCGAGGCUCCGCCCGAGGCCGCGCCCAACGCGGGAGCCGGCACUGCAGGCCGACCUGGACGCAGUGCGGGCAGCUCGGGGCCCUCGGAACCCACCGCAGACACCACCACAGGCACCACACGCGUCGCUCGAGGUGCCCAACCGAAACCUGCAGGCAAGCCGAGCGGCGUGGGUGGAAACAGAGGGAGCGACGUGGCUGCGGCCCCGUCUCAGGUUAUUCAGGUUUUGCGUUUCAGCAGUGAUGCGUCGCUCACAGCAACCGUUCGGGGGAGUCAAGCAAACCAGCAGGCGCUCUGGGAUCGGGCGCGAUCGGCGUUCGAGUCGGCGCUGCGUCGGAACGCAACACGACUGGAGCUCGAUGCGCUGGCAGCGGCCCUGCAGACUGUAGGCGUCGACAUCUCUCUUGGUCGAAACGCAGGCACACGCGGCGGCGGACCUGCAACGAACGGGCCCACUGACGGCAGCGGUGGACGGCGUUCGGGAGCCGCUGCGGGCGGCACGGCGUCGCGAACUCCGCAGCCAGCGCUCACGCGAGGCCGCAACGCCUGGACCCCCUCGUUUCUGACCAAAACUGCGGAUACGUCCGCUACAGAGGGGGAGAAUCUGGUCAAUUCCUCUCGACGAAAAGCAAAAGCUAUACUGAACAAACUCGUACCGGAGAAGUUCGUCACGCUAGCGCAGCAGAUUCUUGAUAUGCCGCUCCAUCAUUACGACGUACUGGAAGCGGUGAUUUCAGAAAUCUUUGAUAAAGCGCUUGCGGAGCCGUAUUUUUGUGGAGUCUACGCAGAUCUGUGUGAAGUUUUGAACCGCGCGCUUCCGAGCAUCGCGAUCGAGAGUGCUUCGGGGACCAAACAAACCAACUUUCGCAAAAUGCUUCUCGCGCGCUGCCAAGCUGAGUUUGUGCAGCGCGCCCUAGCCUCGGAAGAGCGCGCAACAGACGAGCAGGAACUUGAGGUUUGCGCCCACAACCGACGCCGCACGCUAGGAAAUACAAUUUUCGUGGGUGAGCUCUUCAAGCGGCAUCUGCUGAGCGAAAAAAUCAUUCAUGAGUGUGUACAGAUGCUGCUGAAAGAGGGCGAGAACGAAGAUAGCAUCGAAACGCUUGCCAAGUUGCUCUCCGUCGCCGGCAGCAGCAUGGAUCGCCCUGAGGCUCGGUCCUACAUGGACGCCUACUUUACCAAGAUCGAAGAAAUGGCAAACAACGCACAAAUUCGAGCUCGUUAUCGGUUUAUGCUCAAGGAUUGCGUUGAGCUGCGUAAGCAGAAAUGGAAGCCGCGACGAGCCCAAGAACGGCCAGCGACACUGGAUGAGAUUCACGGGAAAAAGUCCGGCCGUGCCGCUCGGCAAGCGAGUCAGUCGCUGGCACGCAAAGCUGCUCAGCUGCGCUUCACGGGAGCUGAUGCAGAGGCGCCCAAGCCGGAGGCGGAAUCCACAGUUCCAGCAGGGCAAGUGUCCGCGUCUGCCACUGUCCAGGGUCGUGUUGAGAACGCCCGUAACCAGAACGUUGCCGGCGAGACGGUCACGGACGCUGCACACGCCAAGUCGGAGUCGGGACCGGUCCCCGAUCGGACUGUCGUUUGGACCGAAAACCCUGAACUAUUGCGGACGUAUAUUCGUGGUAUCAUUGAAGACUACGUGGUGAAUCCGUAUCCGGCAGAGGUACAGGUGGCGCUCACCGAGUCCGGACUUGCCGCACAGCCUGACCUGCUGGCUUUGGCUGGCGUUCAGGAACUCUUCUCCAUGGUCUGCAGUGCGCGCGGGCAUGAACGGCAGCCGCUUGUUCGAUCCUUUGGAGAUGCCUUCCAGCAUGUACUUUCUAGGGAGAAGCUGCUCGAGGCUCUUGUAUCGAUUACGUCCAAUUUGCUUACCUUCGAAGACGAGCUUGAUAUGCCUACAGCAGGCAAAGUUCUCGGCGAGUUUCUCGGGACGUUAUGCACUAGCCACUGCGCUACGUUCUUACACGACGCUGCUGAUAUUCAUACAGUACUGGCAGCGGUUCCGCCUAAUAGACAGGCAUCCGUGCUGCGUUCCUUCUUGGAAACGCUCUUCCGACAGUAUCCUUCAGAUAUGCGAGAGCGCUUCGGCGCUUCCCUGCGAGCACUACGUCCGCUUUUCGUGUCGCUCCCGCAAACGGAACAGCGCGAACUCGAAGAGCUACUUGCAAAAUAUGAACUGCUUGAGCUCGUUCCCGAAUGGCAGCUCCGACGCCAGCUCCAAUACUAUCUGGAACCUGGAAAGGAGCGUAUCGCAGAUGCAGCAGACUGGUUGCGAAGCUUCCUGCCCAGAGUGCGGGAAACGCUACGCUCCGAGGACGCAACAGCAUCCACUGCAAAGUCCAGUCUGAACGAAUGGUACGCCUUUUGUCGAUUCACUGCGGACCAUAUCCUAUCAACUUAUGUCAUGGAAGCGCAAUCGAGUAGUACGAUGGAUAUCAUGCGGCGACUACGCCUGAUGGUGCCGCUUCUUCGUGAAACAGCCGGAAACAUGCCCGCGACCGAUGAAACCGACGACGACGACGACGACAGUGACCCCGCGGAAGACAAGGAGUGGCGUCAAGCCCAAGUGGCUUUUGCAGUGCAAGCAGGUUGUUAUCGUUUGGACUUUCCCACUGAUCUCAUAAGCGGCAUGUUCCAGGUGCUGUACGACGCGGAUGUGAUCUCAGAGGAGGCAUUCGAUCGCUGGCGGGAAGAUGUACACGAUACGACACCAGGAAAGCUCAAGGCGCUAUUUCAUGUGAAUGCUUUUCUGAAUUGGCUCAAGGAGACUGAUGAAGAACCGGAGAAAUCCGAUGUGUAA
Messenger RNA from Cyanidioschyzon merolae strain 10D, 2922 nucleotides. RefSeq names its product eukaryotic translation initiation factor eIF-4G. Gene Ontology annotation, cellular component: eukaryotic translation initiation factor 4F complex. Bases 1 to 2922 code for a protein of 973 amino acids. Gene Ontology annotation, molecular function: mRNA binding; protein binding; translation initiation factor activity. The record is from RefSeq and is a predicted model, not a curated record. The transcript has a single exon. Lineage: Eukaryota; Rhodophyta; Bangiophyceae; Cyanidiales; Cyanidiaceae.